Gallus gallus (chicken) is the source of this 3378-nucleotide messenger RNA. It is a transcript of the gene LIN52, whose product is annotated as lin-52 DREAM MuvB core complex component. Gene Ontology annotation, cellular component: DRM complex. The record is from RefSeq and is a predicted model, not a curated record. The coding region runs from base 10 to 321 and encodes 103 amino acids. Lineage: Eukaryota; Metazoa; Chordata; Aves; Galliformes; Phasianidae. Gene Ontology annotation, biological process: regulation of DNA-templated transcription. The transcript has 6 exons.
ACGCGCAAGAUGGCCGCUCCCGGCGACGGUGCCGAUCUGGAAGCCUCACUGCUGAGUUUCGAGAAGCUUGACCGCGCUUCUCCGGACCUGUGGCCUGAGCAGCUGCCCGGCGUCGCCGAGUUCGCCGCCUCCUUCAAAAGCCCUAUUACAAGCUCGCCUCCCAAAUGGAUGGCUGAACUGGAAAAUGAUGAUAUCGAUAUGUUAAAGGAGCUGGGGAGCCUCACUACAGCUAACCUGAUGGAGAAGGUUCGUGGCCUGCAGAACUUGGCUUAUCAGCUGGGCCUGGAUGAAUGUGAGUUCUGUGCACAGCUAGAGAAAUGACUCGAGGGAAGUUCCUGAACAUCUUAGAGAAACCCAAGAAGUAACUGCAGCAUCUGAAGCUGGGACAAUAAAGUAUCCUGACUGGAUCAAAUUAUGUACUGUGGAUCCAGAUGAACCCCAAAACUUCUAAGAAGUACAAAGCUCUUGCUGUAGACCCUUAGAAGCAAGCACCUCUUUUAUAUCCACGGCUCUUCUCUUUGCGGGAGAGACAUACUGCAUACACAGAUUACAAGGCCUGUGAUUACGUGCAUUGGAAUUCAGACUUCAUCCUGCCUUAAGAUACCCAAAUGGAAGGAUUUGAGCCUGAUAUACAACAAUGAAGUCACCUGAUAGGGUUUUUUUUAAUCAGCUACUCAAAGUGUGCCCCCAUGGUGACCUUACUGGAUUGUUCUCAAGUGGCAGCACCAGUGUAAAGUACACAGCAGCUCUUCAUGAGACUGGCCAACACGUAUCCUGUUGCAUUGGCCCUCUUGUGUGUCUCUUGUACAUGUAUUGGUUUCGUACACACAAAUUCUGUAAUGAAUGAGUGGACAACAGUUUGGGGUGCGGACUGUGACAGAUAGCAUUGGUUCUGCAGGAACAUUUGCUUUUAGUGAAGAAAUUCAGUGCAGUCUGCAUUAUAUUCCAGUUGCUCUCUGCCUUCAGAGAAACAUGCCCAGUACUACGAAGAGGAUCUUCAGUCUGUUGGUCCUUUCACUUCCCAUGGCUUGUAUCGACUAUUAUGGGUACUGAGAGCUUAGUCUCCGUGCUACCGUUUUCUAGUGAAAUCUGGACUGACAGACAUAGGGACUAAGAAGUGUUACUAUAACAUGAAGGAAAUAGUUGCCGUAGCAAGUUCAGUGUAUGCACAGAGAAACAGCUUUGUCAGUCUGCUCUGCAAUUCUCAGUUUGCUUCUUACAGAGCUAGAAACAGAGUAGAGUUAUGAGGUUGAAAGGCAGUAAUGUUUUCAAUACUCCAGAAGUGGGCAGGCUUGUGAGCCCCAUUGUGAAGAUACUCUGCUUAAAUGGAGUCUUCACACUUCUGAAAGUAGCGUUUCUUGGUAUUUUCAUUACUUAGAAAACUGGGCUCUCAAAAUUAGGUUCACCUGCAAAAAUAAAAUUUUGAAGGGAGGAUUUUCUGAGAUCCAGUCUCUUAGCACACAGUUCUGGACUUUACUCAUUUUACAGUUUAAUGCAUUUUCUUUCUGUUAAUGCACUUCUGCAUGUUCAGCCCUAAGAAGUUAAGGAGCAUGUUUGGAUUUUGUUUACAAGAAAUUUUUUCAUCCUAUUUCUCUAGGAAAUAAUAUUUUAAGUGUUAGUAACUAUGAUCUUUCUAGGGUAAAACAUAGUAUUAAAACAUUGGAUAAAUAACCUGUUUAGGUUUUUUGUUUUGUUUUGUUUUUCAUUUAGAAAUGUUACUUUUAGCAUCCAUGCUUUUCAAAGUCUGUCAUUUCCCAGACUGAUAAUCACACGAGAGGAGAAACGUCUUGAAAAUAGUACUUGUGCCUCAUCAUUAGCAGAUUGUCCUUAGAGCAUUGCAAACGUCUGUCUUUGCAGAGAGAGACUGUUUUCAGUUACAUGUGUGAUAAAGGAGAUUUUUAAUCAAAUAGACUCCUGAAUUUUUUGUUAAGGUGGCUGCAGCCUUUUAGUUUGCAGUCUGUGGUCAUGGUUGUUAUCAGUGAAAACCAGGCUUGAUUUGGACAGCUCCAGUUAACUAAAUUUAAGCAGUUAAAUCCCAAAUCCCAGGAAGGUCAUGCACAAAUACUGAAUGUUAGGUAUUUCAGUAGUGUGGUUUUAAACUUAAUGGAUUUACUUCCCUACUUUGGUUUAUGUAGGGCCGUACUUAACAGGGCCUCCAUCACUUGAGAACAUGAGAGAUAAGACAUCUGAGUGAGAACAGAAGCUAAGAAUGAUGGUUCAGAGACAAAAAUUGCUGGUGCAAGCCAAUGUUAAUAUAGCUUUAAAAAUUAUACAUUUAAAAUGCAAUUGUAAGUUUGUAUACUAUGUAUAGUAUGUAUACACAUGACAUAAUGGGAUCCUUGGUCUGUACAACUAAUACAAGUUUGUGCAUUUUAUCAGGUUUGUUGAUCCAACACAUUAAGGAAUUGAGAUCUAAAAGGAGGAGGAGUGUAGGAGAAGAUAUCAAAGCCUGGCAUGGAUGUAUAUGUUUGUUUUCUAGUAUGUCCAGUAAGAAAUUUCAAGCUUUUAGUAGUUCUUAGUGACAUAUGUGUCUUUUAAGAGCAAACAAAAAACCUUUACCACACAGUACUAAUUGUCUAUAGAGCAGCAAAUAAUAUGUGCCUUAGAACUGGUAUUUAUUGGCUUUGUACUUUGUCAUCUGUAGAGAUCAGCCAGUGCUGUAUGUUUUUAUUGGCAAUAUGUAUCUGUAUUUUGUAUGAUAGCUGGAGAUCUGUAAUCUGUCUGUUACUUCUCUGUGUUCUGGUAAAAAAACAAAUGCAGAGCUCAAAGAGUAGCUUGAGUUGCCAGAAGAGCCCUCUGGGAUGCCAAAGCUGUUGGCUUAGUGACCUGGGCAGUGCUCUUCCAUAGGCUCUUCUUUACUGUUAAGCUGAUAAUACACUGCUCAUCAUCACUUCAGUUUUCAACCUGUUACUACUUCAUUCCCAUCAGUAAGUAAAUAGUUGGCAAUAUCCAAAUGGUACUGGAGAUUUUCUUGCCAUCUUGAACCACCAUUUUUUUUCCCUCUUCACUGAUGUCCUUCCCAACAUCACUGCAGCAUCUAUCUAUAUAAUAACAUCCGGGUGGCUUUAUAUUGCUGGUAAAUUUCUAUAUUUUAAAACAACAACAAAUUUUGAUAAAUGAUAUGAAUGAAGAGUAUAAUAAGAUCAAAAUUCAGUAAUGCUAUUUGAGCUUGUGCAGUGCUUUAUGAAGUAUUUUCAUGCAUUGGUAUGUUAGAUGUUACUGUCAAGUUCCUGGAAAUGAAACCUAUGGUUUUAGUUCCUUUUAAAUGCUGUUAUUAUAUUAAAUGUGUAGUUGUAAAGGCCGUUCACUUCAUUUUUGGAGUAUCCAAUGCUUUACUAUUUAACCCAACUGAGAAUAAAUUCUUGUUUUAUUAAUUGA